Molecule: messenger RNA, 4876 nt
Organism: Eubalaena glacialis (North Atlantic right whale)
Lineage: Eukaryota; Metazoa; Chordata; Mammalia; Artiodactyla; Balaenidae
Gene: OSMR
Product: oncostatin M receptor
Exons: 19
Coding region: 243-3344 (1033 amino acids)
Biological process (GO): positive regulation of cell population proliferation; cytokine-mediated signaling pathway
Cellular component (GO): membrane; signaling receptor complex; external side of plasma membrane
Molecular function (GO): oncostatin-M receptor activity; ciliary neurotrophic factor receptor binding; cytokine binding
Source: RefSeq, a predicted model, not a curated record
AGUGCCAAGAGUGCGCAGCGAGACGGGAAAUUGCAAAAGUCCUUGGCCCUCUGCCCUCCCCCGCGGCUUUCCCGUAACUCCCGCCCCUGGGCGCGCGCCCCGCAGCUGAUUCAUAGCCGGGGCGCGGGGCCGGCCCUGCACGUCCACACCCGCGCUCGCCCCCGCCUCGCACCGGGGCGGCAGCCACGCCGACGACUCAGCCCGGCUCGCGGAGCCUUCCGCCCGCGGGGAAACCAGAACCUAUGGCUCUCUUUGCAAUUUUUCAGACAACGUUCCUCUUGGCAUUGCUGUCCUUGAGAACUUACGAAAGUGAAGUCUUGUCUGAACCUUUACCAUUAACUCCUGAAUCGCUGAAAGUUUCUGUCAGUUCUACGCGUCAGUGUUUGCAUUUACAAUGGACUGUCCACAGCCUCGCUUAUCAUCAGGAAUUGAAAAUGGUUUUUCAGAUACAGAUCAGUAGAUUUAAAACAUCCAAUGUCAUCUGGGUGGAGAACUACAGAACCACUGUGAAGCGGAACCGAGUCCUGCAUUGGAGCUGGGGAUCCGAGCUCCCUCUGGAAUGCGCGGCACACUUUAUAAGAAUGAGGAGUAUGGUGGAUGACGCCAGGAUUCCCAAGCCAGGGUUCUGGAGCAACUGGAGUUCAUGGGAGGAAGCAGAUGCACAGAAUUCACUUGGACAUGAUCCAUUGUUUGUUUUCCCUAAAGAUAAGCUGGUGGAAGAAGGCUCCAAUGUCACCAUUUGUUACGUUUCUAGGAUCCAUCAAGAUAACAUAUCCUGUUAUUUGGAAGGUGUACAGAUAUAUGGAGAACAGCUUGAUCGAAGUGUGUCUGCAUUCGAGUUGAAGAACGUGUCUUUUAUUAGGAAAAGAGGGACAAAUGUCUUCUGUAAGGUGGACCAGGGAGGUGCUUUGGGAGGCAUCGUUCUCUUUGUCUCAAGAACCAAGAGCAUUCGGGAGAAAGUUCAGGUCAUGACCUGGACCACUGGGAAGAUGUCCUGCUUUGCGUUAGCCAUGCUGGAAUGGCUGCAGGCUGGGAGAGGGAGGAGAGGGGCUGCAGGCUGGAUGGCCCUAGAGAGACAGCCGAGGUGGUGGCCAGAAGACCCAGAAGUGCUUGAAGAGCCCAAGGACUUUUCUUGUGAAACCCAGGACCUCAAGACUUUGACCUGUACUUGGGAUCCCGGGAGCGACACUGGCUUGUCUAAACAGCCUUCCCAAAGCUACACUUUAUUUGAAUCAUUUUCCGGGAAAAAGACACUUUGUAAACGCAGAAACUGGUGUAAUUGGCAAGUAGCUCAAGACUCACAAGAAAUGUAUAACUUCACACUCGUGGCUGAAAACUACUUAAGAAAAAGAAGUGUCAGUAUUCUUUUUAACCUGACCCAACGAGUUCAUCCAAUGACUCCCUAUAACUUAUUCCCUAAAAAUGUUGGUGCCACAAAUGCCACCAUGACCUGGAAGGUACACUCCAUUGGAAACAAUUCCACACUUUUGUGUCAGCUUGAACUCCUUGCUGAAGGAAAAGUGAUACAACAACACAAUCUUUCCAUCAAGGUGAAUGGUGAGUACCUCUUAAGUGAACUGGAGCCUGACACAGAAUAUGUGGCCCGAGUACGCUGUGCUUAUACCAACCACUUCUGGAAAUGGAGUGAAUUGAUUAGUCAGAAAUUCAACACAGCUGAAGCUGCUCCCUCAGAGGCUCCCGAUGUCUGGAGAAACAUGAAGAUGGUGUCGGGACAUCCUACUGUGAGUUUAUUCUGGAAGCCACUUUCGAAAGUGCAUGCCAACGGGAAGAUCCUAUUCUAUAAAGUAAUUGUAGAAAAUCUAGACAAGCCAUCCAGGUUAGAGGUCCUCUCCAUCCCUGCUCCCGCCAGCAGCACAGAACUAACCCUCGAUCAGUGUUCUUACCAAAUCCAUGUCACAGCUCACAACAGUGUGGGCCCUUCUCCUGCUUCCGUAACUGUCGUUUCUGGAGACCCUGGAAACGAAGAGGUUGAAAGCGGAAGAGUUAAUGGCACAGAGGAUGGAUUUUCUGUGUCUUGGAAACCCCAAUCUGGAGAUGCCACAGGCUACGUGGUGGAGUGGUGUGAUGGUCCCCAGGACCUGCCCUGUGUUCUCCAGUGGAAAAACCUAGGCCCCAAUACCACAAGCACAGUCAUUAGCUCGGGUGCUUUUAGACCAGGGGUUCGAUACAACUUCAGAAUUUAUGAAAUUUCUGCAAAAAGGAUGGCUCAUUUAUUAGAGAAAAAAGCAGGAUACUUGGAGGAACUGGCUCCUUCAGACAACCCUCAAGUGGUCAUGAGUAACUUGACCUCCCACUCCUUCACUCUGAGUUGGAAGGAUUAUUCCACUGAAUCCCAACCUGGCUUUAUACAAGGAUACCAUGUCUACCUGAAACCCAAGGCGGGGGAGCAGUGCCCCCCGGCAUUUGAAAAGACAGUUCUUCCAGAGGAUUCAGUAUGUUGCAAACACACAACUGACAACCCGGAACAAAAGACAUUUGUUGUGGAAAACCUACAGCCGGAAUCCGUCUAUGAGUUUUUCGUCACUCCUUACACAAGUGUUGGCGAGGGUCCCCUGGAUGCCUUCACAAAGAUCACAACUCCGGAUGAAUACUCCCACAUACUGAUACGCAUCAUCCUGCCCAUGAUUUUCUGCGUUUUGAUCGUCAUGAUAAUUUGCUACUUAAAAAGUCAGUGGCUGAAGGAGAAGUGUUAUCCUGACAUUCCAGACCCUUACAAGAGCAGUGUCCUGUCAUUAAUAAAAUCCAAGGAGAAUCCUCAUCUAACAAUAAUGAAUGUCAGUGACUGUGUUCCAGAUGCUAUUGAAGUUAUAAACAAGCCGGAAGGGAGUAAGAUACAGUUCUUAGGCACUAGGAAGUCACUCACAGAAACUGAAUUUACUAAGCCUGCCUACAUUUACCUCCUUCCGACAGAGAAGAACUACUCUGGCCCUGGACCUUGCAUCUGUUUUGAGAACUUCACCUAUAAUCAGGCAGCUUCUGACUUUGCUUCUUGUGGACAUUUCCCAGUAACCCCUCAAGCCCCACUACAUCAGCUGGGACCAUUGACUUCACCUGAAAAUUUACUAAAGGCACUGGAACAAAAUUACAUGAAUUCCCUGGGAGAAAUCCCAGCCGGAGAAGGUAAUUUGAAUUAUGUGUCCCAGUUGGCUUCACCCACCUCUGGAGACAAGGACAGCCUGCCAACAAACCCACCAGAGCCAGCACUCUGUUCGGAGUAUAAAAUGCAAAUGGCCAUACCCCUGGGUCUUGCCUCUGCUCCCCCAAGCGAGAAUAGCAGCCUCUCCUCCACUACCCUUUUAGGUCAAGGUGAACACUGCCGCUAAGCAGUGUACCCAUUUCAUAUCCUUAUGCUACACAGACCCUAGGAGAAGCAUAGCCGGCACCAUUCCAUCACCAGAUACCUCGGGGCUUAAUCCCAGUGAGCUAUCAUCACCAUUGUCAGGUCUGAUUUAUAUAAUCUUGCUAGGUUUUGAAGGUCAGAAGCUAUGAAACUUAACAUUCAUCCUUGGAGCAGGCUCACCGUAGAAAUGGCAGGAUCGUGGGAACAGGCUCACCUUGCUGCUGCGUGUUCCACGUUCACCUUUAUAACAGCAGACUUGGCACUUGACAUAGGGAUAGACCCCAUCCACUCAGUACUGGACAGGUCCUUGAAGUUCAGUUUUUAGUGAGAAAGUAUUUCCAUUAAGUUUUACCCCACAUUUAAUAUCUUGAAGAGUAAAGGAACUAGAUUUCAGGCUUUAAUAAAGGCUACAGAAGAUUCGUUACUGGAGCAUAAAUUGUCAAUGUUAAUUUAUUCUGGGUGUGUUUAAUGAAGAAGUCACAGCUAUUUGAGACCAAAACAGAUUUUAGACUUGCCUUGAAGUGAUGAUAAUUUGUAGUUCAUUGAUGUAGUAAAAUGAACUCUUCCUAUUAGACCUUAUCUAAUAGGUAAGACAUGCGAAUGAAUCGACGAGAUCCCCACAAUUGUCCUUCUGUUUAGUUUACCACGGUUAAAGAGUGGGACUGGCAUGGAACCCCUGCCUCAGUGUCAAGAUUAUAGCACGCCUACUUAGUAGGCACGUCUUCUACCACAAUUUUUGAUGACUACCUCAGAACAGAUAAAAGGAAAAUGUCAUUAAUUCCAUUCACAUUUAUGGUUCCUCCUUUUUUCAAGAACUCUGAUAUAUAAAUGACCUAUUUUCAGUAAGCAUCUUUUGGACUCUGCAGUAGGUUGUCUGGGUCAAGAUAAUGCCUUCACUGUCUCCUUAUAUUUCUAUUAUGCUAACAUAAUAAAGUGAAACCUCAUUGUUGAACAUCAUUUAGAUAUAACUGCAAAAGGCUAAAUGGAGUGGGAACUCCUGUAGUGGCUCAGCAGCAGCUUUGUCUCUUUGAACCAAUAUAUGCAAAGCAUAUACCUGGUACAUAGCAGGUGUUCAAUCAUGCUAGAGUUCCUUUCUCUUCUUUCUGCCCGACAACCCUUAAUGUUUACUUAUCACACUUCUAAACAAGCACAAUUAGGGGCCCCUUUUUCUUUGUUGUGGUGGAGAUGGCGCUGCCUGUGCUUCUGGUACCGAAUGCCCUGUGCUGUGCCAUUCCACACUGUGAAGAAUGAGAGAGAAGGAGCCACAGCUGAAAGGAAGAUGGCUGUCAACUGACCUAAAUAUACACAAACCCGGACGUCUGUUCAGGCUUUUCAACUUUUUCCUUCCAUAUAACUAAGCCUUUGGCUGAAUAAUGGGCUAUGUACACCUAACAUAGUACAAACGAGUAUCUUGAUGAAGAGUUUUGAGAAGACUCUGGGGCCAGUAUUGUUAUCAUUUAGCCUCUUUGAGUUUGUCAUGACGCAAUUAUAAAAGUACAUAGAAACAUCAAUGAC